Molecule: messenger RNA, 1464 nt
Organism: Schistosoma margrebowiei
Lineage: Eukaryota; Metazoa; Platyhelminthes; Trematoda; Strigeidida; Schistosomatidae
Source: the annotation of a GenBank genome assembly
AUGACGUUAUCGACUAUUUCGGAUGAAGCAGAAGCACUAAAAGAAGAAGCUAACAAAUUUUUCAAAGAUGGGGACUAUGAAAAAGCCAUCGAUGCAUACACGAAGGCGAUAGAAAUUCGGGAGACUGCUGUUUAUUUGGCCAACAGGAGCCUCGCUUAUCUUCGUACAGAGUGUUUUGGCUAUGCCUUGGAUGAUGCUUCUAGAGCUAUAUCUUUGGAUAGUUCUUAUGUGAAGGGUUAUUAUCGCAGGGCAUCUGCACAUAUGGCACUAGGUCAGUAUAAGGAGGCAUUGGCAGACUACGAAACUGUUAUUCGAGUUGCACCUAGUGACAAAAUGGCUCGUGAGAAGUUGACUGAAUGCCGAAAAAUAAUUCGUCGCAAAGCAUUUGAAAAAGCCAUCGCAGUAGAAGAUCAGCCGUCCCCAUUAGAAUCUUUUGAUCUGUCAACAAUUACCGUAGAAUCUAGUUACGAUGGUCCGCACUUAGAACAAGAUAGCAAUGGAAAAUACUUUGUCACGGAGUCGUUUAUGUUGGCUUUAAUGGAGCACUACAAAUCUCAGAAAGUAUUACACAAGAAAUAUGCCAUUAUAAUAAUGAAAGAUAUUUUCUUAUUUCUUCGCGGUUUACCAAGUUUGGUAGAUAUUAAAGUCCCGGAACAGUCUAAGUUUACUGUUUGUGGGGAUAUACACGGUCAGUUCUACGAUCUUAUGAACAUAUUCAAAAUUAACGGGCUUCCGAGCAAAGAUAAUCCUUACUUGUUCAAUGGUGACUUUGUUGAUCGGGGAUCGUUUUCCGUGGAGUGUAUUUUCACCUUGUUCGGGUUUAAGCUUCUUUAUCCAGACAAGUUUUAUCUUUCCAGAGGUAAUCAUGAAUCCGAACACAUGAACAGACUUUAUGGCUUUGAAGGUGAGGUAAAGUCAAAAUAUUCUUCUGAAGUGGCCAAUAUGUUCACGGAUAUAUUCAACUGGUUACCUUUAUGCCAUCUGAUUAAUGAAAGAAUUCUGGUUAUGCAUGGUGGAUUGUUCGAACGCGAUAAUGUUACAUUAGAUGAAAUAAAAAAGGUGUCUCGAAAUCGUCAACCUGACGAAGGCACUAUAAUGUGUGAAUUGCUAUGGUCUGAUCCAAUGGAAGCUGAAGGUCGAGCCCAUUCUAAACGUGGAGUCGGUUGUCAAUUUGGUCCUGAUGUCACUGAAAAGUUCUGUAAGCAAAAUGGUCUAGACUAUAUUAUUAGAAGUCAUGAAGUGAAAGAUGAAGGUUACGAAGUUGCUCACAACGGUCGCUGUAUUACUGUUUUCUCAGCUCCUAAUUACUGUGACACAAUGCAUAAUCGAGGAGCUUUUAUUACAUUGAUAGGUAGUAAUAAACCCGGUGAAAUGUCUCCAAUGUUUACCAGCUUUACGGCAGUAGCUCAUCCAGAUGUGCGCCCAAUGGCUUACGUAAAUCCAUUACUUUCCAUGUUUAUGUGA